CUCUGCCCAGAGAUCCCUGACUCAGAAACAUUUCUCAGUUUCUGUGAUUCUCUCCACGAUUUCCUUAAAAAGCUAUGAUUCCUUGUUCUAAAUUUGGGCAUGAGCUGAACCUUGAAAGGAAUGUCCUGAACCAGAGCUCCGGGGAAAGAUGGAAGUGUGUGUCCCGCCCCAACAAGGAAUCAUUUGGGCUCAGGGAGGCGGCAAAGAUGCUCUGCGUUUUAUAAUAUUGCGCACAAUCGUCUGGGUGAGGGCUGGCACCUGCGGGCAUCGGUAUCCCCACAUUAACACUUCAGCUACCCCGGGAAUCACUUUAUAUCAAUUUGGGGUACUGGUUGGCACAUUUUUUUGCUGUUUUUCACCCACUUUUUAUUAAACCGAUUGUGUCUGGCAGUGUUCUUGCCACGAACUUAACCCGCAAGUACCAUAUAGUUAUUAUUUCUUCCUUGCUCUUUAGUUGCACUACUAUCUCAUUGCCCAUCUAUCAUUUUUAAUCAUGUCACGGGUGGCAAAGUACCGGCGCCAGGUGAGCGAAGACCCUGACAUCGACAAUUUGUUGUCCACUUUGUCCCCGGAGGAGAUGGAGCAGCUGCAGAAAGAGUUAGAUGCCGGGGACCCAGAUGCGGGAGUGUCGGCUGGGCUGCGGCGCGACCAAACAGAGAGGGCAUCCUGCCAGCGAGAAGCAGAGAGAGAAAGAGAGAACAAGAAGUUGGCGCAAAGGCAAGCUACAACUGAAAAGGAGAAAUCUACAGAGAAGGUUAAGGAUAAUAAAGAAAAAAAAGUUGAAGAGAGCAAAGAGUCUCGUACCAAAGACCAAAACAGGACAAAAAAACUGGAAGAGCCAAAAGACACCAAAACCCAGAAAACCGACCUCAAAAAAGAAACCCCAAAACCAAAAGAUGAUCGUGUUUCCAAGAUGAGAGAGAGAUUCAAACAGGAAAAAACCAGUAGCACGGUGGACAAAGAGAAGCCUGAAAGAAUUUUAUCUAAAAAACCCAGUGAAGAGAAAGCCAUGAAAACAACAGAAAAAGGAAACACAGAGUUAAAAGCAGAGAGAGAUGUCAAAGACAAAAAGAGGGAGGCAGAAGAAAAGCCUCCAGAAAAAUGUCAGGUUCCAGAAAAGUCUCUAAAAAAACCAGAGAAACCUGAGGGUCUGUCAAAUGAUAAAAAGGUAAUAGGGAAGAACCUACCAAAUGAGCUGAACAAAGAGAGUUUGCAGCAAGAACAGCCUAUUGAGAAGCCUGCAAAUGAAACACAGAACCAGACAGAAGAGGGCAAAGAAGAUGAGUCAUCCAGUAUUUUUGAAGAGCUUAUGGAAAAGGUUAAAAAUAAUGAUCCAGAAACGACAGAAUUAAACGUUAACAAUUCUGACUGCAUCACUAUUGAGACACUAAUGAGCUUUACAGAGGCUCUGGAGUUUAACACAGUGGUUAAGGUAUUCUCUUUGGCCAAUACCCGGGCUGAUGAUCACAUAGCUUUAGCAAUUGCUGCCCUGCUGAAAUCGAAUAAGAUCAUCACGAGUAUCAAUCUGGAUUCCAAUCACAUCACAGGCAAAGGGAUCUUGGCCAUCUUCAGAGCCCUUCAGCACAAUGACACACUAACAGAGCUGCGCUUCCACAAUCAACGGCACAUUUGUGGGGGCAAAACUGAGAUGGAGAUUGCUAAGAUGCUUAAGGAAAAUACCACACUGUUAAAACUAGGGUACCACUUUGAGCUUGCAGGGCCCCGUAUGACUGUCACAAAUUUGCUGAGUCGCAAUAUGGACAAACAGAGGCAGCGAAGGCAAGCAGAACGUGCUGCACAGGCAACAGAUAACAAGAAACCAAAUUGCCUUGAAGUGCCAAAGAUCAACACCACUCAGAAAACUAGCCCAAAGCCAUUGCUACAAUCCUCCCCUAUGAACUCUCAGAAAAGAACUUCAAAAAAAAAUGAAGUGCCAGCUCCCCCACCCCCUCCUCCACCCCUUGCUCCUCUUGCACCACCUCUUAUUGAGAAUAUUAGAAAUUCACUGUCUCCUGCCUCCCAAAGAAGAGUAGUGGAAAAAACAGGACCUGAAGAAAAAAAUUCUAGGGAUCAGCUCUUGGAGUCCAUCAGAUCCAGCAAUAUCAAACAGCUUAAGAAAGUGGAAGUGCCUAAAUGGUUGAAGUAAAAAUGCAUCAUCGUGUGUCUCACCUCACUACCAUACCAUGGAUCAUAGAUUGGUGGCUUAAUAAAUCCUGACAUAAUGAGGCAGUACAUUGGACUUGGGUAGCUGAGGGAUCAAUUUCUAACAAUGCCUUAAAGGAAAGAGAUUGCCAUAUUUAUUUUGGUUAUUCUCUUUCAAACCAGCUUACUGCAGUGGCACUUUCUUAACUUUACAUUAAGUCUUAUUUAUCCAUCCAUGCAUUGCCAUCCUUUAUUCUGGAUUGUUAGUUUCUCCUUGAUGCACUAUGUAAGAUGGUUCACUUUUUCAUAUUAAUUAAUUCAGAGAAGCUAUUUUAACUAUGCCCUUCACCAGAUGAAUCUAAGGACUGUCAGAGUUUGUUUAAGUAAAACAAAAUAAAUAAAAAGCCAUGUUUGCAAAGUGAGCACUUUUCCCUCACUUGGUCCCCUAAACAGUUUAUUUUCUACUGUCGGUUAAGGUGUAUGAUGGAUACUACGUAUCGCUGCUCAGAGAAAUGAAAUUUACACAGAUGAGAAUAUAUUUUAUAUGUGUUGUAAUUGUAUUGUACAAAACGGCUAUCUCCCUGUUUUCGAGAGCUUAAUAAACAUAAAUAAUUGCUCUGAA
This is a messenger RNA of Xenopus tropicalis (tropical clawed frog), 2764 nucleotides long. RefSeq names its product leiomodin 1 (gene lmod1). Gene Ontology annotation, molecular function: actin binding; tropomyosin binding. The record is from RefSeq and is a predicted model, not a curated record. Gene Ontology annotation, cellular component: sarcomere; myofibril; cytoskeleton. Gene Ontology annotation, biological process: pointed-end actin filament capping. NCBI's taxonomy places the organism in Eukaryota, Metazoa, Chordata, Amphibia, Anura, Pipidae. The transcript is spliced from 3 exons. Bases 494 to 2146 code for a protein of 550 amino acids.